Messenger RNA from Malus domestica (apple), 2006 nucleotides. Its product is annotated as WEB family protein At5g55860-like. Gene Ontology annotation, cellular component: cytosol. Gene Ontology annotation, biological process: chloroplast avoidance movement; chloroplast accumulation movement. NCBI's taxonomy places the organism in Eukaryota, Viridiplantae, Streptophyta, Magnoliopsida, Rosales, Rosaceae. The record is from RefSeq and is a predicted model, not a curated record.
UUCCAUCAUUAAUCCCCAGAAUUCACAUCAACUUUUCAGGAGAUAUAACUGACUGGGAAACAUGGGGGAGAUUGAUACAAAACCAAUUGAACCAGUCCAGGCUGCAUUGUGCCUGUUUGAAGAGAAGAACGAUCACCGGAAAACCCGGCUUUCCGGCACAGAUAAGGAUAGUGAGAAAGAGAGAGAGCUUGAAGGUGUGUUGAAGGAUUUGGCCAAUUACAAGGUGCAGCUGGAAGCAAAAGAUGCUUCCUACAUGCAAGCCCUUCUCAAGCUGCAACACCACGAGUACACAGCGGAGGAACUCUCUGCCCUCCUUGAAAACAUCGAGUUUGAGAGAGAUAAGUGCGUCGAGGAAUGUAAAGAGGCUCGGGCGCAGAUAUACCAACUCGAAUCCAAGGUAAAGGAAAUGGGGGAUCAGCUGUCUGAGACUCAGAAGGUGAGAGAGCAACUCAUGCAUGUUUUUAGUGAGUUGAAGGCUACACAAUCAGAGCUGCUUGGCAUGGAAACAAAACUAGCGGACGCUAGAGAUUCGGAGCUAAAAGCUCUAACGCAAGCGGAGCUAAUGGAAACAGCUUUCGUGAUGGAAAAGGAGAGGGUGGAAGAGCUUCUUAAACAUGUCUCCGAGCUAAGUGAAGCCGUGGUUAAGUCAAAGGUUGCUGCUAGUGAAACAGAUAAAGAGAAGUUGGCGAUAUUAUCUGCGAAGGAUACUGAGAUUGAGUUAGCUACACAGGCUGCUCUUCAAGAGCAGGAGCAGCUCGAAUAUUCUAAGAAACAAACGGUGAAGAUGGAGGAGUUGGAGGAUCAGCUCCUCGCCAAGUCUUCGUUCAUUGAGAUGCUUCAGCUGGAGAUUAAACAGGUGAAUGAAAACCUUAGUUUCUCUAAGAUGGCGUCUUCUGAUGCGAUGAAUGACUUGAAGCAGCUGGAAAAAGAGUUAGAAGAGAAGGAAAGAAAGAUCUCGGAUCAGGAAGGUUUCAUCGAGGGGCUAGAAAUGGAACUGAAUCAGUUAAAAUUGGAGCUUAGUGAUGCAAAUCAAGUGGCCAACAGCCUGAAGCACGACAUUGAAGUUCUUACUGAGGAUUUACAGAAAGCAAAAAUGCAGCUUGAUGAGAUGGCGGAAAGGGAAAACAAUGCGCAGGUUGAGAUAGCAAUGCUGGAAUCUGAGCUUCAUAGAGGGAGGUCAAAAAUUGCAGCAGCAGAGGCAGCUGAAGAAAGAACCGAAAAUGUUAAAUCGGGGCUGUACCUUGCGAUUCAUCAACUAGUAAUAGAAGCCGAGACUGCCAAGAUGGAAAACAGAAUGUUAAAGCAAGGAGCAGAUAGCGCAGACAAAGAAACUGACGAACAAUCUCCCCUUUUUGAUUCUAAUGAAGAUGCUGAGGUUUCCAAAACUGGUGAACUUAAGGACGAAGCUGAAGAGCGAAAGGAAGAGAACGAUUCCUAUGUAACAAUUUCAUUGAAGGAAUACAAGUACUUGGUUAAGAAGGCUGACCAGGCUGAUCAAAUUCCUUUGUCGUUGGUGGAAGCCUUUAGUCGUCAGUUGAGCUUCAGCACCGCAGGAGAUAAGUCUGAGUUGGAACAUUUGAAGAAGGAGUUGGAAGCUGCAAUGGAAAAAGUUGCGCAAUUCAGGAACCGGGCUGAGCAGGCUACUACUAGGGCCGAUCUUGCCGAGAGAGCGAAAGAAAGACUAGAGGACCGGAUAAGGAUUUGGCGAAAGGUGAAGCAAAAGAGAAGAGCUGCUCUUGCUGCGCUUAGGGAGGUGUCUCUUCCUAAACAAUUUAGCCCUCCCGCAUAUGAAUCUCCAGAUGAAAUUAAGCCUCCUGCAUAUGAAUCUCCAGAUGAAAUUAAGCCUCCUGCAUAUGAAUCUCCAGAUGAACUUAUGCAUAAUGCAUCACAAGAAACACAAAAACCAUAUCCGCAAUUGUGUGACGUACUUAAAAUGAAAUUCUAGCCUUCUUUUUUUUUAAGAUUAGACAAGCUAAAUAAUUGUUCAUGUGAGAAGCACAUACUGC